This is a messenger RNA of Xiphophorus hellerii (green swordtail), 5060 nucleotides long. RefSeq names its product serine/arginine repetitive matrix protein 2-like. NCBI's taxonomy places the organism in Eukaryota, Metazoa, Chordata, Actinopteri, Cyprinodontiformes, Poeciliidae. Gene Ontology annotation, molecular function: DNA binding. The record is from RefSeq and is a predicted model, not a curated record. The coding region runs from base 599 to 1798 and encodes 399 amino acids. Gene Ontology annotation, biological process: regulation of DNA-templated transcription. The transcript is spliced from 2 exons.
UGUUUCUAUUGUAUUUUAUCUACAUAAAGCAGAGUUUAAUGUAUGCGAAUCUUAUUUCGAUGUUAGCAACAACAUUGGAGCACUCGGUUAGGAACUAAAAACGCAGAGCUCUUGUUUCCUUCAGAGUCCCCCAGACAUGACGGACCACCGAGAACAGCCAUCAGCGCAUUUUUGAUAGGGAAACAUCAGACAGGGAAAUGUGGCUGUGGGGAGGAUGAGACAAUAGAUCAUGUUAUUUUGUAUUGCAGGAAUUACCGGAUUCAGAGAAACAAGUUAAUUAGGAACCUUAGUAAUAUGAAAAUGAAAUCAAAAGUGUUCAGGAAGCAGAAGAUGUCAAACUAUAUUUGAUUUUUAAAAAAACACAUUGUAAGUUUUAUAGUAGGAUACUGUUUUUUCUUCUUCUUUGUUUUGGUUUAUUUUAUUUCAUGUCAUGCGCUCCACACUCCUUACCGGCUGGUGGCGGUAAUGCUCACCUAACGUUUUUUGCCAACCGUCAAUGGACUUCAAGAAGAAGAAGAAGCCAUCACAGCAACAAUAAACACGCACUUUCGGUUUACGGAGUAGACUGGCGGAGCAGGUCUGAGCUUCAGGAAGCAGAAUGGAAGAGGAAGUGGUAACGGCCAAGACGGAACAAGAAGACCAAGCUAGCAGUGAAGGGGAGGCCGACGUGGUGAAUAAAACGCCGGUCAAAAGAGGGAGGGGGAGGCCAAAAAGCUCCAAGAAUAAACCGCUUUUUGCAGUAGACCUGAUUCAGGAUUCAGGUGAUUCAAACAACACGUCUCAACCCAAGGAGCCACGGGAGUCUGGAGAAGAAAACGCAAAGACCCCGGUUACAGCCCGCAAGGGCAGAGGGAGGCAGAAAGGGUCCACGAAACAGAAAAGGAGCGACAAUACAGAACAAUCUCCAAAGAAAAGAGGACGACCACAGGGGUCUGGCAAGAAACCUGCCUCUGAAGGCUUAGUGAACGGCGGAGCAAGUCCGCGCAAAAGAGGGCGCCCAAGAGCCCCCUUAAAGCGGAAGUCUGACGUAGACGAAGGCAGCUCCGUAACUCCUCGGAAAAGAGGCCGACCGAAAGGGUCUCCCAAUAAAAAAUCGAGGAUGGAGCGGGAGCAUAGUGACUGGGAUGCGGAAGCACACACAGCCGAGAAAACACUGAAUAUGUCAACAAGUCGACCCAGGAAACCUGUGGUAAAGUACAGCGGCGGCGUUCCCAAAACCAUCUCAAAGAAACCUCACAGAGGAAGAGGAAGACCGAGGAAGAACCUGGAUGACUCCCAACCGGUGAAGAGAGGAAGAGGCCGACCUAAAGGCUCUACGAAGAAUAAUCCGUCUCCUUUUAAAGCGCGUAGGAAGCAGGGAAGACCACGGAAGUACCCUCUGCCUUCUGCGGAGGAGCUGAAGAAGCCCAAAGUGUGGAAACCCCUGGGAAGGCCGCGGAAAUACCCCCGAGUCGAGGAGGAAGCGUCAACGACGCCUCGUAGAGGCCGCGGUCGGCCGCGCAAGUCCAAGAAAGGCGCUCACUUACGAAAGAGCCUAACGUCUCCUUCCGCCCCGCGCGACGGAAUGCCGAGGAAAAGAGGCCGCCCGGCGGCUAACCCGAGCAAAGACGACGGCGCCCCCCGGAAGAAGCGGGGCCGCCCGAAAGGCUCCACCAGAGGAGACGCGCAGUUCAACGACUCCAAGGCAGCUAGCGAAGGCGAACAGGAGCAGAUGGAGGCGGCGUCGUUACGCGGGGAGGAACCGGGAGAAACUGUCCUGGCUCAGGACGUUAGCUACGACAUCAGCGAGCAGGCUUGAUGUACGGUCCGGUCUGACCACAACGUUGGCUGUAGUCGUUGCCGUUGAGUCAUAGAUCAUGUGUUUUAACCUUCUGUCCGUUCGCUAGGCUAGGUAUUCAGCAGCGUCUCCAGUUUUACUUCUAACGUCGUCAUCUCUUUUAUUGUGCUUUUACUAUUAUUAUAUUUUUUUAAAAAGAAGUUAUUUCUGUCACCUGAGUGAUAAUUGGAAGCCAAUACAGACAGGUUGUUCUCAUAGAGAUGCACCGAUCUGGAUUUUGUCAUCUGAAACUGAAAUUCGGUUUUCUUUGUGAUCCUGCUGAUUCAAAUUUUGACAGAUUCUGAUGCGUUUCACUGCAAAAACACAUCUUAUCAAGUAUUUUUUUCCUAGUUUUUAGUGCAAACAAUAUAGUAAACUUGAAGCAAGACAAAAAUAGUAGCUUUUCAGCAAGAUAGGAGCUUGUUUAUGUAAAUAAUUACUUAGUAUUGAUUAAAAUAAUAUUUCCACUGGCACUUAUAACAAUUAUUUUUUUUCCAAUAUUAUGAGUGAAUCAAUAUUAAGAAAUUAUUUACUUAAAACCAUCUCUUACAUAUUGCUAAAACGUUUUUAAGACUUGUCUUAGUUCAAGUGUAUUAGACAUUUAGUUUGUCAUUCAGUUGUAUGUUUAAAAAUGUACAAAUUGAAAGAAAUUCGUUGCAAGGCUUCAAUAAAUAAGUAAUAAUAAAAGUAUUAAUGCAAAUAUAUAUAAUAAAAGGUUAAACUAAGGGCAGUUUAGCAGUCUUAUGAGGGAUGAAGCUGCUGUGGAAUCUGGUUGUUCUGCAUUUGAAGCUUUUUGGCAGCAGGGAGAACAAACCUUUAUAAUCGACCGAACUCUGGACAGACGGCGACUGUGAGCGCCGUCAGGGAUGGAAGGACGAUCGGCCCCGAUGAAUCCCCGCUGUCCUCACCUCUCUCUCCACACGUUGCCAGUCUGAGGCGUUAGAUCAGGGGUGGGCAAUCCUGGUUCUCGAGGGCCGGUGUCCUGCAACUCUUAGAUGUCUCCCUGGUCCAACACAUUUGAAUCCAAUAACUGAAUCACCUCCUAAAUGCAGUCAAGUUCUCCAGAGUCCUGCUAAUGUCCUCAUUAUUUGACUCAGGUGUGUUGAAGUAGAGACACAUCUAAAAGCUGCAGGAGACCGGCCCUCGAGGCCUGGAGUUGCCCGCCCCUGCUCUGGAUGCUCCAAACCAGACAGAGAUGCUGCUGGUCAGUAUUGUCCCUCUGUAGGAAGUGGUGAGGAUGGGAGCGGGAAGGGUUGCUCUUCUCAACUAGGCCCGUCACAAUAACAAAUUCUGCUGAGCGAUUAAUUGUCUCAAAAAUUAUUGCGAUAAACGAUAAUAUUGUUUGAAGACCAUUUUAAACUGAUGCAAUGGUAAUGCAAGCAACAUCCUGCCAAAAAUAGAUACUUUUUUUUCAAAAGAACAUUUAACACUGGAACUGAUAAAACAUUUUAAAAAAUAAACAAAACAACCAAAAGCAAAAAUAAAAUGGACUCGGUCUCCGUUAAAAAUGCAGUUGAAUAAAAACUAAACAACAUAAAACCAAAGUGGAAAUAAAAACUACAUUCAACCAAAAGAAUACAGAUUAUGAAGUCUGUACACUAAAUAGCCCAUCAAUAAUCAUUAUAUUUAGAUAAAGAUCCGACUGCCUGAUGCAAUAGUUCACUCCUCCAUUACAGGGAGGAAAUGAGGAAGGGAGGCGUCAGCGGAGUUGAGCCUUUUCUCAUCCAGUGUCGUCACUGGAUGACACGCAAUAAAUUCAAAUGAGGUCGAUAAUUUUAAUUUAUCGUGCUAUUAAUUGAUUUAUUGUUUAUCGCGACCUAUUCUCAUCCACCAUCAAAAGUGCAGACGCUGCUGAGCUUUCUUCACCGGGCAAUUUCUUCUGUUGGCAUUCAGGAUUAGAUGGUUUGCCUCACACCAGAUGUUUCGCCCGUUCGUUGUCGUCCCUGAUGGGACCCACCACUGCUGAGGUUGGUUCUGGACCUGACGGGUCGUCAGGGUGAAGGGCAGUGGGCUCGGUACGCAGAGCCAGUGCUGAGGGAGACGACCCUCGAAGCGUAAACGUAGUUUUAGUGAAAACUAGAGCAGAAAUACUUGGUAGGAUUUUGUGUUUUUGCAGCGUUUUGUUUUUAUUGGACAUAUUCAUAAAAGAAAAAGUUUGAUUCAGACUAUUUGUUCUGUUUUCUUUUUCUAAAGAUUGUAAAAAAAAAUAACAGAACAAAAACAUGUCUGUACAUUCGCAUGAAGGAAAUACAAGAUUAUGUCCAUUUAAGCACUUGACCUUUAACCUUUAUCUGAAUUGUAUUCAGUUCAAAACAAAAUGUGUCAAAGUAUAUGUUGAUUGUUGAUGCCUUUACAGACUGAAAAUAGCGGGACUUCCUGUUUUUGAUGCUUUUAUUUUUUUGGUCACUGAUCGAAGCUCAUUAAUGGAAAAUUGGGCCGAUUUCGACCUCCAGCAGUUUUAUCGGCGCACAAGAUAAAAUAUAUAUUGACUUUUCUUGUCCCUUUUUGGCUCGUUUCCAACACAAACCCUCCACGUCCAUUAAGAGAUGAAACUGAAGACCUUUAACAUCCUCCAGAAGGUGGCGCUAGAAGCUGAUCUAGUUUUUUCCAUCCAGAAUCUUGUUUUUAUGCCUUGUAAAUCGGCCAAAAUGUGCUUUUCAUUUCUUAAACCGACGGUGGAAAACAGUUUUUAAAAUCAAAGUGUUGAACAAAAAAAAAAAAAAAGUGUCAAUUUGAGGUAUUUUGUUUCUAAUAAUUUAACGUUCAUUUCGGGAUGAAGUUCUUUGAUAUGAAGCAUUUCAGUUGUUUCUUGUCCAUGACUCCUUGUUCUGUUGUCGCCUCAGUGCCAAAGCUUUGAAUGUACUUUAUUUUAUUGACUCUUUGUUAAUUGCAUUCCUCCAGCAGUCCAAUAAAAAAACCACAUCUCGCUUUCCUGUUGCGCCCUGGAAGAUUUCCUCCUGUUUGCAUCUAUUAACAAUUUGUUUUGUCUUUUAAUGUUAGGCGUGUAGCUCUCAUUGUUUUUCUUUUUUAUUGUUCUUUGUUUUUAACAUUUUUGGGGAUCAAUUGAUGAUUUCACCAACAUCCAUGUGUGUGUUUUGGGGUACUUGUGCGUUGUACGUGAUUAUUACUCAUAUUGACAACUUUUGAAAUCUAAGAGGGAAUUAGGCUUUGAGGUGGAUUUUUAAGAUGAAUAAUUUGUGAGAAAAUGUCUGAAUUAAAAUAAAAUGUUCAUCUGGCCAUUUUA